AUGGCGUCGGCGACGCCGUCGUUCCCCGGGAUGGUGCGAUGGUGGGAGGAGUGGCAGCUCCGCGUGCUGGCGCUUAGCAGCCUCUUCCUCCAGCUGUUCCUCUUCGUCUCGGCCACCUUCCGCAAGUACCGCAUCCCGCCGCUCCUCAGGUCGUGCGUCUGGUUGGCCUACCUCGGCGGCGACGCGCUGGCGAUCUACGCCCUCGCCACCGUAUUCAACCGCCACAGGCAGCAUGCGCAGGCGACGAUCGGCGGCGGCUCGGAGGGCCACUACUGGGGGCGGGCGGGAUCUUCUUCUUCCGCCAGUUCCAUGCUGGAGGUGAUGUGGGUGCCCGUCUUCCUCGUCCACCUCGGAGGCCAGGACAGCAUAACCGCGUACAACAUCGAGGACAACGAGCUGUGGGCGCGGCACGCGGUGGCCAUGUCGUCCCAGGCCGCGGUGGCCGUCUACGUGUUCUGGAGGUCGUGGUCCGUCGCCGGCGGCCAGGUGCCGGAGCGCUCCCCAGCGCUGUCACUGUUCGCCGCCGGGUUCCUCAAGCUAGGCGAACGGCUGUGGGCUCUCCGACGAGCCAGUAUUACCAGGCUAGCGGCCGUGAGGUCCUCCGCCGCCUGCCGGAGCAAUGAUCCGUUGGAGAGCUAUGCCUAUGUGCAGCAGGCACGCGACUACGUACAGAAGGUGAGGCAGGCAACUCCCAGCCACGACCGCCGCUCUGUCGUGGUGAUCCAUCCUCUGGUCGAGAGGGAGCUUCAAGACGAUCUCAUGGAGCUGUUCAUCGACUUCCCUGCACCCUAUCGUCGCCGGCUCCGCUACCUCAAGUCAUUCAUGGCGCUCGGAGACAACAAAGCCUACGAGGAGCUCUGCAUGCUGCUGGACAUAGCGUUCCAGUUCUUCUACACCAAGAAAGAAGCCGCCUACACCAUCGUCGGCGUCUACCUGCGCACCUUCAGCUUGCUUCUUGGCAUCGCCGCCAUCGCCAGCUUCAACGACAGCAACAAGGAUGGCUUUCACAGCAGCGACGUCGUGGUGUCCUACAUCCUGCUCUGCUCGACGCUCGUGCUGGAGAUCUGUGCCCUGGUUUGGCUAGCCGAUUUGCGAUUCGUUCCAUCGGGGAAGCUCGUGCCGGAGAUGCAACGCACGGUGACGCAGUUCAACCUCAUCGGCUUCGUGGCGUUCGUCGCCGGCAGCCGGUGGCUAACCGCGGCGAGGUGGAUCAUGGGCAUGCUGUUCGGAUGCAAGGACUUCAACUAUGUCGACGCCAGCCAGUACUGCCACCCUCACCAUCGCUGGUCAACCCCGGCCAUCACGAAAUUCAUCCGCGGCCACCUGAGAGACGGUUGGGUGGGUCUAUACAGCUCCGACGACUACCGGAGAUUCAACGACCGGCGAGGUCAGUGGACUCUCCAGCGGGAGUAUCUCCAAGAUAAGCUUGGAUGGAGCGUCACCAAGCUGCCGUUCGACGAGGCCGUCCUCAUCUGGCACAUCGCCACGGACAUCUGCCUCGACCACUACAGGGACCACCCCAUCGACGCCGCCGACGAGCGCGCCUCCGCCGCCGCGAGGGAGAUAUCGGACUACAUGAUGUACCUGCUGCUGUUCCAGGCGGAGAUGCUGAUGCCGGGCACCCAGCGGAGCCUGUUCGCCGCGGCCUGCGGCGAGAUCGAGCGCACACUGGGACAAGAUCGUCGCCGCCUCAGCAAGAGCGAGCUCGUGCGCAGGAUCGCUGCCCCGCCACCGGCGGCGGCGGCUGUAGCACCGGGAGGCCAUCUCGAGGCUGCACGCAGGCUCGCCGGAGAGAUGACGCAGAUGAACGACACGAGAAGGGCGCUGAGCAUCAUCAGCGGGGUGUGGGUGGAGAUGAUAUGCUACUCCGCGAGCAGAUGCAGGGGAUUCCUGCACGCGAAGAGCUUGGGUGCCGGCGGGGAGUUCCUCACCGUCGUCUGGCUCCUCCUGCACAGGAUGGGCAUGGAGGGCUUGGCCGACCAGCUCCAGAGGCCGGAGCUUCCAGAACCGGCCCGUCGCGGCUGUGCUGCUUAUUUGUAAAUAAAAAAUAAUUUACGAAUAAU
Oryza brachyantha (malo sina) is the source of this 2063-nucleotide messenger RNA. RefSeq lists its product as uncharacterized. Bases 1 to 2040 code for a protein of 679 amino acids. The record is from RefSeq and is a predicted model, not a curated record. The transcript has a single exon. NCBI's taxonomy places the organism in Eukaryota, Viridiplantae, Streptophyta, Magnoliopsida, Poales, Poaceae.